This is a messenger RNA of Parus major (Great Tit), 3128 nucleotides long. RefSeq names its product tripartite motif containing 71 (gene TRIM71). Bases 136 to 1836 code for a protein of 566 amino acids. The record is from RefSeq and is a predicted model, not a curated record. The transcript is spliced from 3 exons. Gene Ontology annotation, molecular function: ubiquitin protein ligase activity; protein binding. Gene Ontology annotation, biological process: protein polyubiquitination; proteasome-mediated ubiquitin-dependent protein catabolic process. NCBI's taxonomy places the organism in Eukaryota, Metazoa, Chordata, Aves, Passeriformes, Paridae.
UUUUACGCAUCCUGACUGUUUUCUUUUUGAUUCUUCUCUAUAUAGUGAGAUUUUUAUUUUUUUUCUUUCUCCUUUUUCCAGGUACUGCAUUUCUACUGUGAUACCUGUUCUGUCCCCAUAUGUCGGGAAUGUACCAUGGGACGACAUGUGGGUCACAGCUUUAUCUACCUCCAAGACGCCCUACAGGACUCCAGGACUCUCACCAUUCAGCUCCUGGCAGAUGCUCAGCAAGGACGACAGGCUAUUCAACUGAGUAUUGAACAGGCCCAGGCUGUGGCAGAGCAAGUCGAGAUGAAAGCGAAGGUGGUACAGUCUGAAGUCAAAGUAGUGACCACUAGACAUAAGAAGGCCUUGGAGGAGCGGGAGUGUGAGCUGCUCUGGAAGGUGGAAAAGAUUCGCCAAGUCAAGGCCAAGUCACUCUACUUGCAAGUUGAAAAGUUGCGUCAGAACCUGAACAAGCUGGAUAACACCAUUAGUGCUGUCCAGCAGGUCCUGGAGGAGGGUCGUACCAUGGAUAUUCUUCUGGCUCGGGACCGCAUGCUGGCUCAGGUGCAGGAGCUGAAGAACGUCAGAGGCCUUCUCCAGCCACAGGAAGACGACAGGAUCAUGUUCACCCCCCCUGACCAGGCAUUGUAUAUGGCCAUUAAAUCAAUGGGCUUUGUCAGCAGCGGGGCUUUUGCCCCCUUGACCAAAGCCACAGGGGAAGGGCUGAAGCGUGCGCUGCAGGGCAAGGUGGCCUCGUUCACUGUGAUGGGCUACGACCACGACGGGGAGCCUCGCCUUUCAGGGGGUGACAUGAUCUCUGCAGUGGUCAUGGGCCCAGAUGGAAACCUUUUUGGGGCGGACGUCAGCGAUCAGCAGAACGGGACCUACCUGGUCAGCUACCGUCCGCAGCUGGAGGGAGAGCACCUGGUGUCCGUGAUGAUGUGCAACCAACACAUCGAGAACAGCCCCUUCAAAGUGGUGGUGAAGUCCGGGCGCAGCUACAUCGGCAUCGGGCUGCCGGGGCUGUCCUUCGGCAGCGAGGGAGACAGCGACGGCAAGCUCUGCCGCCCCUGGGGGGUCAGCGUCGACAAAGAAGGCUUCAUCAUCGUCGCCGACCGCAGUAACAACCGCAUCCAGGUGUUCAAGCCGUGCGGGACCUUCCAUCACAAGUUUGGCACGCUGGGCUCCCGGCCGGGCCAGUUCGAUCGCCCUGCCGGCGUGGCCUGUGACAGUUCGCGUAGGAUCGUCGUGGCCGACAAGGACAAUCAUCGCAUCCAGAUCUUCACGUUCGAGGGGCAGUUCAUUCUGAAGUUUGGGGAGAAAGGAACGAAGAACGGGCAAUUCAAUUACCCAUGGGAUGUGGCAGUCAACGCAGAGGGCAAGAUCCUGGUCUCUGACACGAGGAACCAUCGCGUUCAGCUGUUCGGGCCCGACGGCGUGUUCCUUAACAAGUACGGCUUCGAAGGGGCACUCUGGAAGCACUUUGAUUCCCCCAGAGGUGUGACGUUCAAUCACGAGGGCCACUUGGUAGUGACGGACUUCAACAACCAUCGGCUCCUGGUCAUCCAUCCAGAUUGCCAGUCGGCACGCUUCCUGGGCUCCGAGGGCACCGGCAACGGCCAGUUCCUGCGCCCGCAGGGAGUGGCGGUGGAUCAGGAAGGGCGCAUCAUCGUGGCCGACUCCAGGAACCACCGGGUGCAGAUAUUCGAGUCCAAUGGUAGCUUUUUAUGCAAGUUUGGCACUCAGGGAAGCGGCUUUGGUCAGAUGGACCGUCCUUCAGGUAUAGCUGUCACCCCUGAUGGCAUGAUUGUUGUGGUCGACUUUGGAAACAAUCGAAUUCUCGUCUUCUAAUCUGUGUUUGAAUUAGGAAGAAACUGUCUCAGGGAAAUUCUUCUAAGAGAAAAUGAAAAAAUACAACGUUAAUUCAAACCUACCUCAUCUUUAAUUUUUUUACAGAUGAAUGUACUUACCUUUUCUGCAGGGAGUGAGCCUGUAAAAUUGAAUUCUAUCUACCUCAUUGUCCUCCCUUCCCUCCCCGGUUUCUUGCUCCCUCCCUUAUCCCCACAUACUCAUAGUUCAGAACGUUUUACCUCUUUCCCCACGAUGGGGUUUCAUGCACAAACAAGUGUUGCUGUGCACAUUAGGUGGUUUGUGUGGUGAGUUCUGUUAGACUAAGCCAAGAAAGGCGCUAUGUAACUUUUUAAAUGGAGAAAAUGGUAGUAGGUGUUUGUAGAGAAUUUGUGUUGACCAUUCUGCAGUUCUGUGGGUGGGGACAUGGGAGGGAGGGACAUUUGUUGGAUUUGGUUUGUGCUUUUUUGUUUUUUUGGGUUUUGGUUUGGUUUUUUUUUUGUUUGUUUUCUUUUUUUUUAAUUGCUGCUGCAGCAGAGAACUUUUUCCUGUUCUCCUUUUUAUACCUCAGUGUGUUUGAUUUACUGGUGAGCACAGCAUCUUGUUCCCAAACAACUUUGAACAUUUUAUGAAAGUGAGUGGGAUUCACUUGCCAGGAAGAACAAGUUUGCUUCUUUUUUGGCAUUUCUGUGUAUUUUUUUACUGAAACAUGGUAAUUUAACAGCACAAAGUGAAGCUGAUGAAAAUGCACAAAAAUUCUUUAAGUUUAAACCAAAUUGUUCAUUUUAGUGGCUUAGUGCAGUCAUUGUAAAGUUCAGAUAAAAAGCAAGGCUUCCUUUAAUGUGUCCUAUCAUUGAGAAUUUAAUUUUUACCCCUUUUCACCUGAAAGCUAAAUUAGUUUUAAAAAAGUUACUGUUUCUUUUUAUCAGUGCCCCCAAUCUAGGUAACAGAAUAGGUUAGCAGGAGCAUUGAAACAGGGAAAAUCAAACCCUUUUGAUAUACUUUCUUGUGAAAUGACUUAGUGUUUUUUGCCCCUCCCCAUAGAGAAACUUUAAAGGAAUAGCAUGUGAAUUUGUUAGAACAGAAGUGGUACCUUUUUCCAAAAGUAAGAAAUAAGCACAGCUUUGGAGAUUCAGGGUGUGUUUUGGAGAAGUCAACAGUUGUUUUGCUUUGUUUUGUUUUGGGUUUUUUUUGUUCAGAGAGGAUUGCAAUAACUCUAUCAGUGACUAUUUUUUUUUUUUUAAUCAUUUUCUGGCUUCCCCAAAGAGCUGGACUGAAGAUUUUGGGAAUAUCUA